Molecule: messenger RNA, 4276 nt
Organism: Pseudophryne corroboree (corroboree frog)
Lineage: Eukaryota; Metazoa; Chordata; Amphibia; Anura; Myobatrachidae
Gene: BRPF1
Product: bromodomain and PHD finger containing 1
Exons: 15
Coding region: 413-4165 (1250 amino acids)
Biological process (GO): regulation of transcription by RNA polymerase II
Cellular component (GO): MOZ/MORF histone acetyltransferase complex
Molecular function (GO): protein binding
Source: RefSeq, a predicted model, not a curated record
ACCCGAUGCUGGCUCGGCCGUCUCCGGAAUUAUUUCCCUGGCGCGGUGCGGCAGGAGGGGGCGGCGGGGAAUCGGCCGGCGGGGUAAGGAGCUGAGUUUACACGGACAGGGCAGCAUCUCCCGGAGGAUCCUCCAUUGUUUCCCGGCGGCUCGGAGCCAGUCUCCGGGGCUCAGCGCCGGCCCGAGGCCGUGUGUCUGCUGUGCAGGGACCCAGGGCCAUAGGGAGAGCUCCCCCCCAGCCGCCUGCCCCUACUCGCUCCUACGGUCACGCCCGCCAGGCGAAAUACCCGGCCUCGGGGCCUAGUCCCCCCACUAUCCCUCGCCCCAUGGGGCUGAUGGCCUCCCCGGGCACCGGAGCUGCCUAGCCUCAGCCCCGAGAUGAUCCACAGCGGCCACAGACAGAUGUAACAUAAUGGGUGUGGACUUUGAUGUCAAGACAUUUUGCCAUAACUUGAGGGCCACCAAACCGCCCUAUGAAUGCCCAGUUGAGACCUGCCGUAAGAUCUAUAAAAGCUACAGUGGAAUUGAGUACCACCUUUACCAUUAUGACCAUGACAACCCUCCGCUUCAGCAGCAGACCCCGAUCCGAAAGUCUAAAAAGAAGGGGCGUCAGCCUCGCUCUGCUAACAAGCAGUCGCCGACGCAUUCCGAAUUGUCCCAGUCGCCAAACCGUGAGGUUAUGACCUACGCUCAGGCCCAGCGGCUAGUCGAAGUGGAAUUACAUGGAAGGGUGCACCGUAUAAGCAUCUUUGACAAUCUGGAUGUUGUUUCGGAAGACGAUGAAGUUCCGGAGGAGGUCCCUGAGAAUGGGAGCAAUAAGGAAAAUAAUGAGACUCCGACAGCGACUCCUAAGUCUGGAAAACAUAAAAACAAGGAGAAGAGGAAAGAUUCCAAUCAUCAUCACCACCACAAUGCAUCCACGGGUACCACGCCAAAGCUCCCGGAAGUUGUCUACCGGGAGCUAGAUCAGGACACUCCAGAUGCUCCUAAUCGUCCUUCUUCUUAUUACAGGUACAUUGAGAAGUCUGCAGAGGAGCUGGAUGAAGAAGUGGAGUAUGAUAUGGACGAGGAGGACUACAUCUGGAUGGACAUUAUGAAUGAACGGCGAAAGACAGAGGGUGUUAACACCAUCCCGCAGGAGAUCUUUGAGUACUUAAUGGACCGGCUAGAGAAAGAGUCCUACUUUGAGAGCCAUAAUAAAGGGGACCCGAAUGCGUUAAUAGAUGAGGACGCUGUGUGCUGUAUCUGUAAUGACGGGGAGUGUCAGAACAGCAAUGUUAUAUUGUUCUGUGACAUGUGUAAUCUGGCUGUGCAUCAGGAGUGCUACGGGGUCCCUUACAUACCGGAGGGACAAUGGCUUUGCAGGAGAUGUCUCCAGUCACCUUCUAGAGCAGUAGACUGUGCUCUGUGCCCAAAUAAGGGAGGGGCGUUUAAACAGACAGACGACGGACGCUGGGCGCACGUGGUUUGCGCCCUUUGGAUCCCCGAGGUUUGCUUCGCUAACACCGUUUUCCUGGAGCCUAUAGACAGCAUUGAACACAUCCCACCAGCGCGCUGGAAGCUUACAUGCUACAUAUGUAAGCAGCGUGGCUCGGGAGCCUGUAUCCAGUGUCACAAAGCAAACUGUUACACAGCCUUCCACGUCACGUGUGCACAGCAGGCCGGACUCUACAUGAAGAUGGAACCCGUGCGGGAAACGGGGGCCAACGGCACGUCUUUCAGUGUCCGCAAAACGGCUUACUGUGACAUCCAUACUCCUCCCGGGUCUGUGUGCAAGCUCCCAGCCCUCUCCCACAGCGAGGGGGAAGAGGAAGACGACGAGGAGGAAGAGGAGGGGAAAGUCUGGAGCUCGGAAAAGGUGAAGAAGGCAAAGGCCAAGUCAAGGAUUAAAAUGAAAAAAGCUCGGAAAAUCCUUGCGGAGAAGAGAGCCGCUGCCCCCGUCGUCUCUGUUCCUUGCAUUCCUCCACACAGACUCAGUAAGAUCACCAAUUGCUUAACCAUCCAGCGGAAGAGCCAGUUCAUGCAGAGGUUGCACAGUUACUGGACACUAAAGAGACAAUCCCGUAACGGCGUCCCCUUGCUGCGCCGCUUACAGACGCACUUGCAGUCGCAGAGGAACUGUGAACAGGAUAUGAAGUGGAGGAUCCCUUUAUCUGAGGAUGUCUCUGUCCACCUAGGGACAGUCACUAAAUCAAACGAUGAGAUGGGAGACCAAACAAUUAAGAAAGACUCCACGGAUAAGAACUGGGUACUGAAGGAACAAUUGAAAUCGUGGCAGAGGCUCCGACAUGACCUGGAGCGGGCACGCCUGCUGGUAGAAUUAAUACGCAAACGAGAAAAGCUCAAGAGAGAAACGAUCAAAAUCCAGCAGUUGGCUCUUGAGGUCCAGCUGACUCCUUUCCUUAUCCUCUUGAGAAAGACACUAGAGCUUCUUCAGGAGAAAGAUACCAGUAAUAUAUUCACUGAGCCCAUCCCUCUGUCUGAGGUAACAGAACUGUACGAAGUACCUGACUACCUAGAACACAUCAAGAAGCCAAUGGACUUUAAGACGAUGAAGAGUAACCUAGAAGCGUUCCGCUACCAAAACUUUGACCAGUUUGAGGAGGACUUCAACCUAAUAGUCAACAACUGCAUAAAGUACAACGCGAAGGACACCAUCUUCUACCGCUCAGCAGUCCGGCUCCGAGAGCAGGGCGCAGCUGUCAUCCAGCAGGCUCGUCGGCAGGCGGAAAAGAUUGGGAUUGACUUUGAGACUGGAAUGCACAUACCCCAAGUCACCACGGGAAAUGAGACUGGACGUCACGGCAGAGAGAGCGAUUUUCAGCGAACUCUCUCUGACAACCGCAAACCCCUCCCUCUGGAAGAACAGCUGAAAGUCCAGCUGGCGCGGCUGGACGAGGUGAACGCGGGGAAGCAGAGCAUAGGACGAGCACGCCGGGCCAAGAUGAUCCGCAAGGAGAUCACAUCCAUCCGCCGUAAGAUGGCACAUCAGCAAGAGUCCAGAAGGGAUGGAGCCGCCGAGCGGCACAGCUCCACCAGGAGGGGCGGCCUGUCUUUGCACGGCCCUUCUGAGAAGGAUGGACAGACGGACAGUGCUGCAGAAGAGAGCAGCAGUCAGGAGACGGGGAAAGGACUUGGCCCAAACACUUCCUCCACUCCUGCACAUGAAGUUGGUAGAAGGACCUCUGUCCUUUUCUCCAAGAAGAACCCCAAAACUGCAGGACCCCCAAAGAGACCAGGGAGGCCUCCUAAGAACAGAGAUAACCAGCUGGCGUCGGGGAAGAUCAGCAGUCCAAUCGGACCCCCUCAGCUCUCCAUAAUAGGGGGGUCCACAAGACAACGCAAGAGAGUCAGGAGUCCCCGACCAACAUCCAGCUCAGACAGUGAAAGCGACAGUGAUAAGUCGGCAGAAGAUGCUUCUCUAGACUUGCCCACGAACGGCUUCAGUGCCAGCAACCAGCAGGUGAAAAAAAGUUUUUUAAUUUACCGCACUGACUGCAAUCUCCCCCGGAGCAGCUCCGACUCGGAAUCCAGCACCAGCAGCAGCAGCAGCGCCGCCUCUGACAGAACCAGCACAACUCCCUCUAAGCAGGGACGGGGGAAGCAGUCCUUUUCUAGGGAGAGUUUCCAUGACUAUAGCAGCGAGGACACGUCGGGAACUGAGAACGAGACCUAUUCCAUGGGCAGCCGAGUAGGACAUGGCUUGGUACGCAAAGGAAUGGAGGGACGAGGGGCGGGGUGGCUGUCCGAAGAUGAAGACUCCACUCUAGAAGCCUUAGACUUGGUGUGGGCCAAGUGUCGGGGAUACCCCUCCUAUCCAGCUCUGAUUAUCGACCCAAAGAUGCCCCGGGAAGGAGUGUUUCAUCACGGGGUUCCAAUCCCUGUGCCACCCGUAGAUGUUCUCAAGUUGGGAGAGCAGAUGACGCAAGAAGCACAAGAGCAUCUCUACCUCGUUCUGUUUUUUGACAAUAAACGCACCUGGCAAUGGCUGCCCAGGACAAAACUGGUUCCACUGGGGAUGAAUCGGGAGCUGGAUAAAGAAAAGAUGUUGGAAGGGAGGAAAUCAAACAUUCGCAAAUCUGUGCAGAUUGCCUACGACCGUGCCAUGCAGCAUCGUAACAAAGUUCAAGGAGCGCCGAGCAGCGAGACCAGCGAAAGCGAUUAACUGAUUCUGUUACUGCGUGCGGCAUGUUCUCGGGGUCUUAGAGGCCAGACGUGUCAUGUGUCCUGCUAUUGCAAUCAUAGAAACAAAUGGUAAACAAAGCUACAGACAUUA